GAUCGAGCAUUUCCCAACAGUGGUAUUAGAGCCUAGUUCACUUGAAACCGUCAUUAGCUCGUGCAGUUCAAGAUGGAGGACAACGUCACUCAUGAUGGAGACAUGUUCAAGCUCACAGCCAACAACUACUCAUAUUGGAAACCAAUGAUAGAAGACCAUCUAUACUGCAAGGAUUUGCAUGAGCCCAUCAUCUAUAAAGACAAGGUUGAAGGCAAGAGCGAUGCUCAAUGGGAGUUACUCAAUCGCAAGGCCAUUGCAAUGAUCCGUAAGUACAUUGAUAAGACUCUUUUCGAGCAUGUUUCUACAUACACAAAUGCUUAUGAGUUAUGGACAAAGCUUGAGUCCAUGAUUCAAAAGAAAACGCCUCGUAACAAAGCCAAUUUAGUUCGACGGUUGGUGAAACUAGAGUAUAAGGAUGGCCAAAGUAUGAUUGAGCACUUGAACAACUUCAAGGGGCUCGUAAAUCAGUUAACAAAAGUUGAUAUGAAGAUUGAUGAUGAGUUGCAAUCCCUUCUACUCCUUAGUUCCUUGCCGGAAAGCUGGGAUACACUUUUGGUUACCCUUAGUAACUCAGCUCCUGAAGGAAAGCUCACCAUGGAUAUCGUCAGUGAUAGCCCUCUUGGAGAAGAAGCAAGAAGAAUUGAAUGAGGCGAGCCCACCUAUUCCGUGGCCAAUAUGAUUGAGAAGCAGAGUAGGUAUGAAACUCGAGGGCGUAGCAAGAGUCGAGAUCCACAUCAAUCUAAAGGUAGAUCCAAGUCACGCUCGAAGAUUACUUGCUACUACUGUGGAAAGGUAGGCCACAAGAAAACUGAAUGUCGAUCCCUAAAGAGAGAUCAAAAGGCAAGUAACAUCAAGCCACACUAGAUCAGCCCAACGAAGAAGCAAGAAGAGAAGAGUACUACAGCUGUAGUAUCAAGAGAAGAUCUGCUCUAUUUCGUUGGAGAAGGUAAUAUCCUAAACAUAGCUUGUAAUGAAAGCUCUUGGAUUAU
Molecule: messenger RNA, 989 nt
Organism: Cuscuta campestris
Lineage: Eukaryota; Viridiplantae; Streptophyta; Magnoliopsida; Solanales; Convolvulaceae
Source: the annotation of a GenBank genome assembly